AUGUCGUUGCUUUACCAGCCGCUUUCCAGAUCCGCCAGGGACAUCUCGGGAUGUCUCACCCCCGUCCAAGCUGACGAUAACGAGCUCGGUACCAGCAUGAGCAGAGGCCAUGCCUACACCAAAAGACCCGUCCAGCAGCCAAAGGGCCUGAGCGUCUCCAACAUUUUAUCUCCUCCACUUUCGCCCUACCAACGAGCCGCAGUGGUGUCGCACCCUCCAUUGGUGAUUGACGACAAAUCGUACCUCGAGUCCAAGUCGCCGUUCACCAUCGAGAACUACAAGGACUACAAGUUGACCAUCCAUCCCUGGACCAACCUUCAGUCCAACUACAAGGCGUCCCACCUUCAUUUCAUCAACCAGUACCACCACAUGUCUGCGGCCGAACCUGAGCGCAGUGUUCCACGCAGAUUCAAGCGCCGCCUCGUGCAGGAAAACUCCGACGACAACUCCUCGGACCAGGAACGUGUGCGGACAAGAAGGGUGGCCCGUUCCAAGGACUUGGACUCCGAGCUCGACGAGAUUCCUGCCACGCCUCCACCCAAGAAGAAGAAGGUCAGAAGAGACACGCCUGCCACGCCUGCCUCGGUGGCCUUGCAGCAGCAGAUGCUCAUGGACGACUCAAUUCCCGACUACUCACCAGAUGCCAGUGCCACCUUGCCUGCGAACAACUCCAAAUGCUUGAAAAUCGAGUGGAAGGGCCAGCCCAUGGACUUGUCGUCCGAUCCCAACCUCUCCAAGUUGCACCCAGCCGAGGUGGUGCUUGCAUCUAUUUUGCGGCUUCCAGUGUUGGUUUAUCUCGAUUCUAAGAGACGUCUUUUCCACGAAAAGCUCCAGAGAGUGCGUUCCGGAAGACAGUUCCGUCGUACCGACGCCCAGAAGGCGUGCAGAAUCGACGUCAACAAGGCAUCUAGGCUUUUUGCCGCUUUCGAGAAGGUGGGGUGGUUGAACGACGCCCAUUUCGAGAAGUACUUGUGA
Messenger RNA from Suhomyces tanzawaensis NRRL Y-17324, 975 nucleotides. RefSeq lists its product as uncharacterized. Gene Ontology annotation, cellular component: nucleus; SAGA-type complex. The record is from RefSeq and is a predicted model, not a curated record. Lineage: Eukaryota; Fungi; Ascomycota; Pichiomycetes; Serinales; Debaryomycetaceae. Gene Ontology annotation, biological process: chromatin remodeling; regulation of transcription by RNA polymerase II. The coding region runs from base 1 to 975 and encodes 324 amino acids. Gene Ontology annotation, molecular function: chromatin binding; transcription coactivator activity; protein binding. The transcript has a single exon.